AUGACAAUAUUGAAAUGUAUUAAUAGUGUUUGUGUUAUUAAUCGUAGUUGUCGAGCUAUUCAUGCUGAAGUAUAUAAUCGUGAUGGUUGUGCUACACUAUUUGGUUUAGUUAAUAAAUGUUUUUCAAAAAAAGUACCUCAUGAUUCAAAAGAAUGCUGUGAUUCUCAUAAUCAUGAUUGUUAUACAGGUACAGCUAAUGAUGCAUUAUAUUGGAUUGAUUGUGAUACUGAUAGUAGAAAAACAAAAGGUUUUGGUCAAGCAGUUGUUGCUUGUGCAGCGUGUAAUAUUAUUGUUUAUAAUGAAGGUUUAAUAGCAGUUGAACCAGAAAACAAACCAGGACAAACAAUUGCUGUAUAUGCAUGUAAAAAUAUGGAUAAUGCUAAUAAAAAUAAAAGAUGUGCUUAA
Molecule: messenger RNA, 405 nt
Organism: Rotaria sp. Silwood2
Lineage: Eukaryota; Metazoa; Rotifera; Eurotatoria; Philodinida; Philodinidae
Source: the annotation of a GenBank genome assembly